AUUCACUUCUCUCGGUAAGUUUAUCUCUUGCAAGUAUUUUUUCAUAACUCUUUAGUAACAUUUUUUUCCUAGAAUGCGGAAGUUCUUCAAUUUUAAGUGGAGAAAAUAUCAAUGUGUCCACCAAUACUUCCCGAAACACCUCCUCCUGGCAGAAAAACAUGGAACAAAGAAUACGGAAGAUAGAGGAAAUAUCGGCGCAGAACACUAUACUCCUGGAGCGGAUUAUUGACAUAUUGCAACCGAAGAAGAUUGAAUUAAUGAUAUUUCCUAUUAAAAACAUGAAUGAUUUAGCAUCUACAGAGUCCUUGCUUUUGAAUAAGCCUGAGGAAGAAAUUGUGGCGUAUCGAAAGCAAAAAUUUUCAAAGAGACCCCUAUCAAAAAUUUUGGAUGAAGUAAUUGCGGAGUCCCUGCUCUUAAAAGUGAAUUGGGAUGGAGCCAAAAAAAAAGUUGCAUUGAAGAAUUAUGCACUUUUCAAUAAAUUUCUUUACGGUAAUACAUAAUUUCAAUUCAUGUCAUCUAUUUUUUUAACAAGUUUAAUUUUUAGAGGCCUUAAAAGAUGAUUACUCAUACCCUGAUUUUGAGGCAAAUAUCAAAAAGGCGUUUCUCAAAUGUAAGGCUCAGUUCUACAGGAACAAUUAUAAUAUAAAAAAAAAUAAUAGAUUCUAUGUACAUUCAUUUAAUUAAAAACUUUAAUAAAAAAUAAAAUUAUAAAAAUUUUUUUUUGUUAAAGUAAUUGCAGGUUGAAAAUAAUAUAGGAUUUAUCAUAGAGAUCUCCUUUAGGAUUAAUCAUAGAGAUCUCCUUUAGGGGUAAUCAUAGAGAUCUCCUAUAGCAGUAAUCAUAGAGAUCUCCUUUAGGAGUAAUCAUAGAGAUCUCCUUUAGGAGUAAUCGUAGAGAUCUCCAUUAGGAGGUUAAAAGGAGUACUCGCGUUCCAAUGACAUGCAAUGUUAAAAACGAGUGUACAAUUUUACGUGUAUUUACACACAAGUAUUAGGAGUAAUAGGGAGUAUAGGAUAUCUCCUAAAGGAUUAAUCCAGGAGGUUUCAAACGAUCAUCCUAAAAUCUGCUGGGUACUGACACUGCAAGAAGGCGACUCAACAAAAA
This is a messenger RNA of Zeugodacus cucurbitae (melon fly), 1102 nucleotides long. RefSeq lists its product as uncharacterized. The transcript is spliced from 2 exons. The record is from RefSeq and is a predicted model, not a curated record. Lineage: Eukaryota; Metazoa; Arthropoda; Insecta; Diptera; Tephritidae. The coding region runs from base 159 to 500 and encodes 113 amino acids.